AUGGCCGGUCCCGUGACAAGUAAGAAGGUCCCCAAGAAACUGAUCGAUCAGUGCUUACGGCUGUAUCAUGAUAAUCUAUAUGUGAUUUGGCCUUUGCUCUCCUAUGAAGAUCUUCACAAGCUUUUGGAGGAAGAGUACGACGACUGCUACGUUUAUUGGUUUCUGGUGGCUCUUUCAGCGGCCACUCUCAGCGAUUUGCAAACUGAAAUAGAAUCUGAAGAAAGGAUUACUUUCACGGGGAAACAGUUAUCCAGUAUUUGUAUCUCAUCGUGUCAGCAGUUUGAUGACCUCGAAGGCAGCAAUGUGUUCAACAUUAUGACCUAUUACUGCUUACAUCGCAGUUUCGCACAGGCGUCUAACACAAAAACUUCAUACAGGCUUUGUUGCGAGGCUAUUGGUCUCGUAACGAUGGCAGGUUUGCAUCGUGAAGAAACCUAUGAACCCCUUUCUUUUUGUGAGCAGCAGCUCAGAAGGAAGCUAUAUUAUUUGAUUCUUAUGACGGAGAGAUACUAUGCCGUGUACCUUCAUUGCGCAACAAGUUUAGACGCCACAAUAUCCCCACCACAACCUGAGUUUGUCACUGAUCCUCGGCUUUCCCUGGACAGUUUUCUAGAGAUGAUCAGAGUGUUCACCGUUCCAGGAAAAUGUUUCUUUGAUGCUUUAGCCUCUGAUUCCACUAGCGUUUUUUGUACCGAAGACUCUCUGAAAAAAAUAUGGACUGAACUUCAUAAAGCCUCGCUCAAUAUAGAGCCAUGGUCUUAUGGAUACGUUGACAUUUCAUUUUCUCGACAUUGGAUUAGGAUACUAGCCUGGAAGCUAGUGUAUCAAAUGAAAGGCACCAAGUUUUCUUCGAAUGUUAACAACGGACUCAUACCAGUCGAAAUCGCUAGAGACAUGUUAGAAGACGCGUUCUUAACCCCGGAAAACCUUUACGAUGUUCACGGUCCUGGUAUACCAAUGAAGACAUUGGAAAUAGCCACUGCUUUAGUGGACAUUGUAGGUCAGUACGAUCGUAAUAUGAAGUUCGAGGCCUGGAACAUCAUGCAUGACGUAUCCAAGUUUGUUUUUUCUCUUAAACACUAUGAUAAUGGAAUGAUCCAGAGAUUUUCAACUAAAUGUCAGAGGGCUCUAAUUACUCUACCUAUUUCUAAAACGUUGCAAGUAAACGAAAAUUCUAAAAAUGAUGAAGCCGACAUAAUUUCUUAA
Messenger RNA from Saccharomyces kudriavzevii IFO 1802, 1206 nucleotides. RefSeq names its product fungal specific transcription factor domain-containing protein. The record is from RefSeq and is a predicted model, not a curated record. Gene Ontology annotation, molecular function: DNA binding; zinc ion binding. Bases 1 to 1206 code for a protein of 401 amino acids. The transcript has a single exon. Gene Ontology annotation, biological process: DNA-templated transcription. Lineage: Eukaryota; Fungi; Ascomycota; Saccharomycetes; Saccharomycetales; Saccharomycetaceae.